This is a messenger RNA of Syngnathus typhle (broad-nosed pipefish), 3850 nucleotides long. RefSeq names its product prelamin-A/C-like. The transcript is spliced from 5 exons. The record is from RefSeq and is a predicted model, not a curated record. Bases 3377 to 3850 code for a protein of 157 amino acids. Lineage: Eukaryota; Metazoa; Chordata; Actinopteri; Syngnathiformes; Syngnathidae.
CAUUUUAAAACUACCGCAGGAUGAAGCCACUGUCAAAAUUGGACUUUGGCGGGAGGCUAACCUCGUAGAGCUGAAGGUAGGGGGUUCCUUCGUGUUCACCCACCUGAGUGCCCAGGCGACCGAGUCGGGAGUCAUGCUCCACUCGACAACGUACACGGAUGUAAAGGCCUGCAACUCCAGCCUCAUCAUUACCGUCGUUGGUAUACUCUAUGGGGAAGAGGUGGUGGAUGUUGUGUCGGAUUCGGGGGAAGUGACAGUCAUCAAACUUGAUAUCUGGCAAAAAACCUUCAGCCAGCCCCCCCAUAUCCCACAAGAUGGGAUGCCCAUUACUGUCACCCGUGUGCAGGGUGACGUGACAAAGAUUGAAUGUGUGAAUGAAUGCAUGAAUGAAUGAAUGAAUGAAUGAAUGAAUGAAUUGUUCAAAACAAUUGAAUGUUUGCAAUUUAUUGAAUGCAUGAAUGAAUGGUGAUAAAUAAAUGUUACAUGUUCACUUUUCGAACAACAAAGGACACUGAUGUGUUUGUUUUAUUGAUUUGUUAACACUGACUAUCUCUUUUAUGUAAUGCGUUUGUGCAUUAGUUUGUGGCCUUCUAUUUUCAUAUGUUUCAGAUUCCAUUUGGGAAGGUUAGUGGAUGUAGUUUAUCUUUGAGAGAGCUCUUAUUUUACUCAAUUAACAUACUACAAAUGAGCAAACAAUAUGAUAUCAAACUGGUUACUUUAAAUUUGUACAUAUAAUAUUCAUAACACUUCUAAUUUCUACAUUUUUCCACCGAUUCAACUUGUUCCAACUUUCAACUGUUCAUCUUUUGCCUACCUAUUCCACAACUUCCCACUUACCAAAAACGUCACAUCUUUCAUUUUGAAAUUCAACCCAAAUUCUCUCAAAUUCCAUUUUUCUACUCUAAUUUCUACAUUUUUCAACCGAUUCAACCCAUUCCAACUUUCAACUGUUCAUCAUUUUUCUACCUAUUCCACAAUUUCCCACUUACCAAAAAUUUCACAUCUUUUAUUUUGAAAUUCAGACCCAAUUCCUUUUUCCGUUCUCAUUUCUACAUUUUUCAACCGAUUCAACCCAUUCCAACUUUCAACUCUUUAUCUUUUGCCUACCUAUUCCACAAUUUCCCACUUACCAAAAACCUCACAUCUUUUAUUUUGGAAUUCAACCAAAAUUUUCUAAAAUUUCGUUUUUCUACUCUUAUUUCAACAUUUUUCAACCGAUUCAACCCAUUCCAACUUUCAACUGUUCAUCAUUUUCCUACCUAUUCCACAUUUACCAAAUACUUCACAUCUUUUAUUUUGAAAUUCACUCCCAAUUCCUUUUUCCCUUCUCAUUUCUACAUUUUUCAACCGAUUCAACCCAUUCCAACUUUCAACUGUUCAUCAUUUUUCUACCUAUUCCACAACUUACCAAAGAUUUCACAUCUUUUAUUUUGAAAUUCACACCCAGUUCCUUUUUCCCUUCUCAUUUCUACAUUUUUCAACCGAUUCAACUCGUUUCAACAUCAUUCUGCAGCAUUCCUUAAAUAUUUAUUCAACUUCUUCACCUUCACACGCAAUUCCUUCAGGAAUUGCAAAUUCUAGUUAGUGUGAAGGUGAAGACCUUCACACUAUUGUUAUUCCUGUACUUUAUUAGUGUGAAGGUGAAGACCUUCACACUAUUGUUAUUCCUGUCCUUUAUUAGUGUGAAGGUGAAGACCUUCACACUAUUGUUAUUCCUGUCCUUUAUUAUUAUUAGUGUGAAGGUGAAGGCCUUCACACUAUUGUUAUUCUACAACAUUUUGCGCUACCUUUUCGUUAGCUUUCUUUGGCGCUUAACUAGUUCCACAUACUUCAACCGAUUCACUCCAUUCCACUUUUCACUUAUUCCAAAAAUUCAUGGCAUGGGUGCUCACAGUUUUCUCGUUCCAAAAAUUUUCCGUUUUCACAUAAUUCACAAAUUUAUGGCGAUUUUUGCCCCAUUCAUUCUUAAUGGCAGAUUCAACAUUUCACAUUUACGUUGUUCCAGUUUGAUAUUCACAUAAUUCAACACAUUCAAAUCACAUUGGGGACAUUCCCAAACUUGCCAAAUUCAAAAUUUUCACGUUUUCACUUUUAAAAUUUGCAUAAAAUUUUGCAAAAUUUCAUAAAAUUUCGUUUUUCACUUCUAACUUAUACAUUUUUCCACCGAUUCAACUCGUUCCAACUUUCAACCAUUCAUCUUUUGCCUACCUAUUCCACAACUUCCCACUUACCAAAAACUUCACAUCUUUUAUUUUGAAAUUCAACCUAAAACUUCACAUCUUUUAUUUUGAAAUUCAACCCAAAUUCUCUAAAGUUUCCUUUUUCUACUCUAAUUUCUACAUUUUUCAACCGAUUCAACCCAUUCCAACUUUCAACUGUUCAUCAUUUUUCUACCUAUUCCACAACUUACCAAAUACUUCACAUCUUUUAUUUUCAAAUUCAUUCCCAAUUCCUUUUUCCCUUCUCAUUUCUACAUUUUUCAACCGAUUCCACCCAUUCCAACUUUCAACUGUUCAUCAUUUUUCUACCUAUUCCACAAUUUCCCACUUACCAAAAACUUCAUCUUUUAUUUUGAAAUUCACACCCAAUUCCUUUUUCCCUUCUCAUUUCUACAUUUUUCAACCGAUUCAACCCAUUCCAACUUUCAACUGUUCAUUAUUUUUCUACCUAUUCCACAACUUCCCAUUUACCAAAAACUUCACAUAUUUUAUUUUGAAAUUCACACCCAAUUCCUUUUUCUCUUCUCAUUUCUACAUUUUUCAACCGAUUCAACCCAUUCCAACUUUACACUGUUCAUCAUUUUUCUACCUAUUCCACAACUUCCCACUUACCAAAAACUUCACAUCUUUUAUUUUGAAAUUCACACCCAAUUGCUUUUUCCCUUCUCAUUUCUACAUUUUUCAACCGAUUCAACCCAUUCCAACUUUCAACUGUUCAUCAUUUUUCUACCUAUUCCACAACUUACUAAAAACUUCACGUCUUUUAUUUUGAAAUUCACACCCAAUUCUCCAAUAUUUCCUUUUCCCGUUCUCAUUUCUACAUUUUUCAACCGAUUCAACCCAUUCCAACUUUCAACUGUUCAUCAUUUUUCUACCUAUCCCACAUUUUUUUUAACCUAUUCCACAACUUACCAAAAACUUCACAUCUUUUAUUUUGAAAUUCACCACAAAUUCUCAAAAUAUUCUACAUUUCUCAAGUAAUUCAACAUGUUUCCACAUCGUUCGGCAGCAUUCCCCGAAGAAGUUAUUCAUACAUUUCGCCUUCACACGCAAUUUCUCCAGAAAUUGCAAAAUUCUAGUUACAAAGGAAACUUUGACUUUGAAGAAACCUCUAUGACGUUUCUUUGAUAAGUGCAUGUUGCAUUUGGUGUAAUGGCAUGAUACUGACUGAGUCUUUUCUGGAUCAACAGAAGCAAAUUCGAAAAAUGGCAACCCCAGAAAACACUCCUCAAGAUGCAUACAAUGAGCUGAGGGCCAUUUACAAGACGGAGCUGGCGAAAGCCCGUGCGGCUCUGGUCUUAGAGGCCACAGAGCGUGAACGUCUGCAGGUGGAGUUGUCCAAGCUGAGGAUUGAUUUUGACGAGCUGGAAGCAAGGGACACGAAGAAAGAAUCCGAUCUGGCUAAAGCCCGUGCGGCUCUGGUCUCAGAGGCCACAGAGCGUAAACGUCUGCAGGUGGAGUUUUCCAAGCUGAAGAUUGAUUUUGACGAGCUGGAAGCAAGGGACACGAAGAAAGAAUCCAAUCUGGCGAAAGCCCGUGCGGCUCUGGACUCAGAGGCCACAGAGCGUGAACGUCUGCAGGUGAAGUUGUCCAAGCUGAAGAUUGAUUUUGACGAGCUGGAACGCAUUUGA